Messenger RNA from Etheostoma cragini (Arkansas darter), 1539 nucleotides. RefSeq names its product thyroid hormone receptor interactor 13 (gene trip13). Gene Ontology annotation, cellular component: nucleus; chromosome. Gene Ontology annotation, molecular function: ATP hydrolysis activity; ATP binding. Gene Ontology annotation, biological process: meiotic recombination checkpoint signaling; reciprocal meiotic recombination. The transcript has 14 exons. Bases 117 to 1403 code for a protein of 428 amino acids. The record is from RefSeq and is a predicted model, not a curated record. NCBI's taxonomy places the organism in Eukaryota, Metazoa, Chordata, Actinopteri, Perciformes, Percidae.
CAAAUCAGCGCGCUGAAUUCGAGCGACUUUCGGCUUUCUGACAGCACAGCGGACCGUCGAAAGUUUCUUGGUAACCAGAACUGUGGUUGAUGCAAGUUAUCAGAUUGACAACGUGAAUGGUUUUCACAGGGAUGGACGGUGACAGAAUGGAGGUGGGAAACCAGAAACAAAACAUCCAUGUGGAGGUACAUGUUAAAUCUCACAGCACAGCUAAACUGUCUGAAGUGAGGAUACAUAUUCUGGCUUUGCUGAAUCGCCACAGCAUGGUUUUUGGAAACUACAGAUGGACAGAGUUUGAUGAAGACUUCCUGCAGAAACAUGUGGAAUCUGUAGCUAUAGUUGAUCUUGAGGAACUGGUAACCCAGCCCCUUGAUUUAAAGAGCUGCUCUGUCUCCGUUCACAUCUUUACUUUAAAUGAGGAUGGACCCAGCACGCUCAGUUUGGAGGAGGAUGAGGAGCUUUCAGCAGCCAAUCACUGGUUGCUGCCAGCAGCUGAGUUCAAUGGGAUUUGGGAGAGUCUGGUAUAUGACAGUGGAGUCAAAACCCAGCUCCUGGAUUACGUCACAACAACAAUUUACUUCUCAGACAAAAAUGUCAACAGCAACCUGAUUUCCUGGAACCGUGUUGUGCUGCUUCAUGGACCCCCGGGCACAGGGAAAACGUCACUGUGCAAAGCUCUUGCUCAGAAGCUCUCAAUCAGGCUGUCAAGUCGGUAUUCUUAUGGGCAAUUUGUUGAGAUAAACAGCCACAGCUUGUUCUCAAAGUGGUUCUCAGAGAGCGGUAAGCUGGUCACGAAGAUGUUUCAAAAGAUCCAACAACUGAUUGAAGACAAAGAUGCUCUUGUGUUUGUCCUGAUCGAUGAGGUGGAGAGUCUGACAGCAGCUAGGAGUGCCUGCCAGGCAGGAACAGAGCCCUCUGACGCCAUCCGAGUAGUCAACUCCGUUCUCACUCAACUGGACCAGAUCAAACGACAUUCCAACGUUGUGAUCUUGACGACCUCCAACGUGACAGAAAAGAUAGACUUGGCGUUCGUGGACAGAGCUGACAUCAAGCAGUACAUCGGACCUCCAUCUGUGAAGGGCAUCUACAACAUCUACCUCUCCUGCCUGGAGGAGCUGAUGAAGUGCCAGAUCAUCUAUCCCCGGCAGCAGCUAUUUACCAUGUUUGAGCUCGAGACGAUGGGCUUUGCAAAGAGUGAGGUGUCUGAACACAGUCUGAACUUGAGGAACAUCGCUCUAAAAAGCAAAGGGUUGAGUGGAAGAGCACUCAGAAAGUUACCGUUUCUAUCCCAUGCACUGUUUUUAAAGACACCGACAGUGACUCUUGAGAGGUUUUUGGAGGCCAUGGACCAAGCAGUAGAUAAACAGACAGAGGAAAAAGCUAACCUGGUUCAGGGUGUCUGAACUUAUUACAAUGCCCAAAGGCUGACGUAUGAUUGUUCAUGAGCUCUCAAUCCCAUGCCUCAUAUCUUUUUAUGAAGCUUCAUCCAUUCAUUUGGCAGCAAUGUGUUAAAUAUAUUGGCAAGUAACAGUUUGGUUU